CAUUUAAAAAUACCCUUUCGCUCAUUCUCAGGCCUCACCAUUAGCUUCUAACAGAAUAUGGCUAGUAGACAAGAAAGAUGUAACCAGUGUGGAAUACUAUUAAUGGUUCCACCAGAGGUUCAUGUCUUUGAGUGUGCAGUGUGCCAUGGCAUCACCCAGAUUCGACCUACCGCGGGUCCAUGGAGUCAAGCCUACAACUCCUUUCAUCACUUGGCAGGUCGUUUUAGAGGCUUUGUAAAUACCAUGAUGACUAGUUCGGUUAACAGCAAUCCCAGUUAUUAUGGGACAACUCAUGAAUUUGGUUAUUAUCCUCAGCCUCCUCAGUCACUAAGGCCAUCAUACCAUGUAUAUGGCUCAAAGAGGGCUGUGCUAUGUGGAAUCCGCUACCAUGGAAAGAGUUACAGACUAAAAGGCUCCGUGAAUGAUGUAAAAUGCAUGAAAUACUUUUUGAUUAAGGAGUUUGGGUUUCCCAGUGCCUCCAUUCUCAUGCUCACAGAUGAUAGAGAGGAGAGAAACCAGCUAAGAAUCCCAACGAAAUAUAACAUUCAAAUGGCUAUGAGGUGGCUGAUUGAGGGUAGCCAAUCAGGGGAUUCAUUGGUGUUCCACUUCUCAGGACAUGGUACACAGGAAAUGAAUAUGUAUGGAGAUGAGAUUGAUGGGUUUGACGAAGCAAUAUGUCCUGUUGAUUAUGAAGAGCAGGGAAAGAUACUCGAUGAUGAGAUUAAUGCAGCAAUUGUUAGGCCACUACCACGUGGUGCUAAACUCCAUGCCAUUAUUGAUGCAUGCCAUAGUGGGACUGUUCUUGAUUUAGCCUUUGUGUGCAAGAUGAAUAGGGAAGGCUAUUACACAUGGGAAGAUCAAAGAUGUCCCAGAACUGAUAAAGGUACCAGAGGAGGGCUAGCAAUUUGUAUUUCAGCUUGUGAGGAUGGUCAAACCUCCAUAGAUACCUCUGCCUUAAGUGGCAAUGAAGCUACCGGUGCCUUGACUUAUAGUUUCAUCCAAACCGUGCAAAAUGAACCUGGACUAAGUUACGGUCGCUUGCUCAGUGCUAUGCGUUCAACCAUCCGUGGGACGAAAACAGGCAUAGUGCAACUAAAUGGUCCAAUUGCUUCGUUGUUGAAUAGACUUCUUGGCCUCGACCUCAGACAGGAGCCACAACUAUCGUCCUCCGAGAUGUUUGACGUGUAUACAAAGCGGUUUGUACUAUGAUAAUGGUAAAUUCUAUCUCAUCAGAAAAUUAGGAAUUGUGAGAUUAUAACCGUGUAGAGUGUGCCCGGAGAUUAAAUGUGCAACAUUGGAAAUAAAUUAAACGAAGUAUAGGAGAUUUGCAACAUCUAAAGUUAAGGAUCAGAAAUAUUUUUGUUUUUUUUUUUAACAUGGGAAAUGGCCACUCAACUUAAUUUAA
Messenger RNA from Glycine soja, 1405 nucleotides. RefSeq names its product metacaspase-3-like. Gene Ontology annotation, biological process: proteolysis. Bases 58 to 1209 code for a protein of 383 amino acids. The record is from RefSeq and is a predicted model, not a curated record. Gene Ontology annotation, molecular function: cysteine-type endopeptidase activity. Lineage: Eukaryota; Viridiplantae; Streptophyta; Magnoliopsida; Fabales; Fabaceae. The transcript has 5 exons.